AUGAGUACUUUCGGUAGCCCCGGUCCUUUGCCAACUACCAAGCCAACACCUUGUGUCCUUCUGAGCAGACCACAGCGUGGAAGCUUCCCUCUAGAUCAUGAUGGCGAGUGCAAGACUUACAUGGCAAAGUACCUUUCAUGUAUGAAAAAGGUGCGAGGUCUAAAUGACGAAGAAUGCCGCGACCUUGCAAAGGCGUAUCUAUCGUGCAGAAUGGACAGAAACUUGAUGGCCAGGGACGAAUUCAAGAACCUUGGUUUCACAGAAUCUCCACCUCCUUCUGCUGUAAAAGCGACGCUAGAGGGCGAUAAGGGAGCCAAGGGUUAA
Messenger RNA from Fusarium fujikuroi IMI 58289, 324 nucleotides. RefSeq names its product related to COX19-required for expression of mitochondrial cytochrome oxidase. Gene Ontology annotation, cellular component: mitochondrial intermembrane space. The transcript has 4 exons. The record is from RefSeq and is a predicted model, not a curated record. Bases 1 to 324 code for a protein of 107 amino acids. Lineage: Eukaryota; Fungi; Ascomycota; Sordariomycetes; Hypocreales; Nectriaceae. Gene Ontology annotation, biological process: mitochondrial respiratory chain complex IV assembly.